This is a messenger RNA of Falco peregrinus (peregrine falcon), 785 nucleotides long. RefSeq lists its product as uncharacterized. The transcript has 6 exons. Bases 92 to 592 code for a protein of 166 amino acids. The record is from RefSeq and is a predicted model, not a curated record. NCBI's taxonomy places the organism in Eukaryota, Metazoa, Chordata, Aves, Falconiformes, Falconidae.
CUCCAGCACUCACGAGGGGGAUUUGGUUUUGUUACGGUGCUUCGUUAACCAGCAAUCUGAUGCCACUCGAGUUGUCUUCUGCAAGGAUGGGAUGGAGAAGUACAGCCUGAGAGCUGACUGGGGGCAGCUGAUGUACGUCAUGGAGCUGAAUGUCACCCUGGAGAGUGCGGGGUGGUACACGUGUGGGUACCAGCACAAGGAUGAGAAGAACUGGGUGAGGAGCUCUGCCCUCAGUGUCCCCCGGCAGGUGGCCGUCACAGGCAGCGAGUCCAGCACCCAGCGAGCACCCACAGCUCCCGAUCCCCUGCUCCACCGUGACUUAGGAAUCGGGCUGGGACUGGCGGCUGCCUCCGUCCUCCUCCUGGCUGCCGUCAACUGCUGGUUUUUGAAGCGAGUGGGCUGCGGAGAGAGAUGCCGAAGGCAGGACACAGAGUCCGAAACCUUUUCCCCCUCCUCCCGCCCAGGCAGCGGCGAGUUCCCAGCCACGAGGCUGAAGCAAGCAACGACAAUGAAAUACAGUCCUCUCGUGCAGGCGAUGAACACCACCUCAACCUACGCCACCGUGACCCGCUCCUCUGGCCAGCCCCGGUAACGCCCCGGCACUGGGAAAAAUCCAGAAUGAUGGUGUUUGUCUUCCCACGUAUCCACCACGUGUGAUGGAGCCCGGCGUUCUCGGAGACGCCUGAACGCCCCUCUUGCCCGUGGGCAGUGGUGAAUGAAUUCCUGGGCUUGCUUCGCUUGCUUGUGCAGCUUUUUGUUUCAUUAUUAAACCGCCUUUAUCUCGA